Kazachstania africana CBS 2517 is the source of this 678-nucleotide messenger RNA. Its product is annotated as C2H2-type zinc finger protein. The record is from RefSeq and is a predicted model, not a curated record. NCBI's taxonomy places the organism in Eukaryota, Fungi, Ascomycota, Saccharomycetes, Saccharomycetales, Saccharomycetaceae. Gene Ontology annotation, biological process: regulation of transcription by RNA polymerase II. The transcript has a single exon. Gene Ontology annotation, molecular function: DNA-binding transcription factor activity; RNA polymerase II cis-regulatory region sequence-specific DNA binding. The coding region runs from base 1 to 678 and encodes 225 amino acids.
AUGUCAACGUACAAAUUGAAAAAUUUUGAUGCUAGAAGCUCAAAGGCACAAUCGAAUUCUAGCGAAUUUGAUUUAUUUAAUUUGCCAUUUUUCCUGAAAAGAAAUGAUACCAUUGAUGAUUUUGAAUUCUUUUCUAACCUAAGUAAUAUUCUUUUUCCUCAGCCUGCAACUUCAUUGACAAACGCAUCAUCAACUUUACCAGCACAAUAUAUGCCAACAAUUGGCCCACCUCAAUCUCAACAGAAUCAGACUAUUUAUCAAAAAGCGGAUGUUUUUGAUGACUUUUUGAAUUUAGAAUCUAUUCAAAAUUCUAAUUACAAUUUCGAGAGCAAUAAGGUAGCAUUUUCGACUAAUAAAAUUAAGAAAUUCAUGAGUAAAGUACCAGAACCGAUCCAUAAAGUAACCAAAAAUCCAAAUCAAAAAUUGAAACAACAUGAUACUGUUAGUACUGAUGAACUACCAAGGACGAGGGGACGUAAACCAUCUUUGGUUGAUGAUGGAACCAAAAAAUUUGCAUGUCAAUACUGUCAUCGUCGUUUUAGAAGGCAAGAACAUAUGAAACGCCAUAUCAGAUCCUUACACAUUGCAGAAAAACCUUACAGUUGUCAAAUAUGUAGUAAGGCCUUUAGCAGAAAUGAUAACUUAAAACAACAUAGGAAAACGCAUAAAAUGCCAUAA